AAACCAGAACGCGGAAGAAACGACCUCUGCAGUUUUCCACAGAUCCUGCUGACCCUUGCAUUACUCUUUUUCUUUUCUGAAAUCAAAAAAGAAAAGAAAGAACCCGUAGAGUCCAACGAAAUACUGGCCUUGAUUUUGAAGCGAUUAGGAGAACCUGAAAAUGAACCCAAAUUAGCGUUAGGAGCGCUCGUUGCAGAGCAGAGCGCAGAGCCAGAGCAGGGUAAACAGGGUCAACGCGAUAGGUCGUUGACAGGACAGGACGCGCGAUCUGUUUGUGUUUUGGGCAGCUGCACGUGCACGUGAGACAUGAGGCUGGUCAUAUUAGACAAUGACGAAGAGGUGGCUGACUGGGCGGCCCGUUACAUUCGCAAACGUAUCCACGACUUCCGACCGGGACCGGACAAGUACUUUGUCCUGGGUCUUCCAACAGGGGGAACGCCACUUGGAAUGUACAAGAAGCUGGUGGAAUUUCAUAAGGACCGAACAGUGUCCUUUCGUUAUGUGAAGACCUUCAACAUGGACGAAUAUGUUGGGCUCCCGAGAGACCACCCAGAAAGCUACCACUCGUACAUGUGGAACAACUUCUUCAAGCACGUUGACAUCCUCCCAGAGAACGCACACAUUCUGGAUGGCAACGCGGUCAACCUGGAAGCCGAGUGCGAAGCGUAUGAGCAGGACAUUCUGGAUGCCGGAGGGGUCGAGCUGUUUGUUGGAGGUAUCGGCCCGGAUGGGCACAUCGCCUUCAACGAGCCGGGGUCAAGCCUCGCAUCACGCACUCGUGUCAAGACUUUGGCCAAGGACACCAUUCUGGCCAACGCACGCUUCUUCGGGAACGACCUUACCAAGGUACCCAAGGAAGCCCUGACGGUCGGAGUGGGUACCGUCAUGGAUGCACGUGAGGUUAUGAUCUUGAUAACGGGAGCGCACAAAGCCUUCGCCUUGUACAAAGCAGUCGAAGAAGGCAUCAGCCACAUGUGGACAGUGUCCGCAUUCCAGCAGCAUCCGCGCACCAUCAUCGUCUGCGACGAAGACGCCACCAACGAGCUACGCGUCAAAACGGUCAAGUACUUCAAAGGACUCAUGCACGUUCACAAUCAACUCACAGAAGAACGACAGGAAGUGAAAACAGAUGACCAGAAAGGGGCUCAGCGACAGUGACAGUGUCAAUAGACUCGAUUAUGUGGACCAGAAUUUUGAAACACUUGUUGGUGUAGCUUGCGUUUUCCUAUAUUGGUUUUCAGUCAGGUUUUGUGACGCCUUUUAACACCUACGAUUAAAAAGAUAUUGUUCAGGAA
Ornithodoros turicata is the source of this 1295-nucleotide messenger RNA. It is a transcript of the gene Oscillin, whose product is annotated as glucosamine-6-phosphate isomerase 2-like. Gene Ontology annotation, cellular component: cytoplasm. Gene Ontology annotation, biological process: N-acetylneuraminate catabolic process; N-acetylglucosamine catabolic process; D-glucosamine catabolic process. Lineage: Eukaryota; Metazoa; Arthropoda; Arachnida; Ixodida; Argasidae. The record is from RefSeq and is a predicted model, not a curated record. Bases 307 to 1158 code for a protein of 283 amino acids. The transcript has 6 exons. Gene Ontology annotation, molecular function: glucosamine-6-phosphate deaminase activity; identical protein binding.